Molecule: messenger RNA, 4692 nt
Organism: Myotis daubentonii (Daubenton's bat)
Lineage: Eukaryota; Metazoa; Chordata; Mammalia; Chiroptera; Vespertilionidae
Gene: HAVCR2
Product: hepatitis A virus cellular receptor 2
Biological process (GO): regulation of transcription by RNA polymerase II
Cellular component (GO): mediator complex
Source: RefSeq, a predicted model, not a curated record
UCAUUUGAACAAAGGACUAUUUUACUGGAGGUAUCAGAAGGCUUUCUCUACUCACUGAGAGACACUAUUUUUUCUUUAUUGAGUAAUACUUUCUGAGUAUUGCUUCCUCUUUGUUUAUACUAUCAGAAUGAAUAUCAGAGCCCUUACAGGAAGUUGGUGGAGCAUGACAGAGAACUGGGGUUUCCUUUGAUGUAGACUUAGUGGCUUUAACAGAGGAAUGAUCAGUAGUCUGCCGCACUGGUGUGCUGGUCUGGCACUCAGGGAAGUGGCCACCACUCGCGUGAUUGUGGAGUAGAAACUCAGUUGCAGGAAAAACACAGUUCAAUUGAAGAAUUAAAACGGCACCUCAACAGAGCCACUCUUGGGCUUUUCUUAUAACCCAUGUUUUCACAUCUUUCCUUCGACUGUGUCCUUCUGUGGCUGCUACUACUGACAAGGUCUUUGGUAGGGUCACGCACAGCCGAGGUGGGCAAGAAUGCUUAUCUGCCCUGCCACUACUCUCCAACCACCUCGGAGAACCUUGUGCCCAUGUGCUGGGGCAGGGGACCCUGUCCUUUAACUCAAUGUACGAGUGUGAUGCUCAGUACUGAUGGAAGGCACUUGAACUACCAGAGAUCCAGCAGAUACCAGCUAAAGGGGAAUGUCCACAAAGGAGAUGUGUCCUUGACCAUAGAGAAUGUGACUUUAGCCGACAGUGGGACUUACUGCUGCCGUAUCCAAUUCCCAGGCCCAAUGAAUGAUAAAAAAUUAAACCUGGAGUUGGACAUCAAACCAGCCAAGGUCACCCCUGCUGGGACUCCACGGAGAGCCUUCACUACAGCCUUUCCAAGGAUAUUUACCACUGAGGAACACGGCUCAGCAGAGACACAGACUCUGGAGACCCUCCAUGAUAAAAAUCAAACACAAAUAUCCACAUUGGCGGAUGAGUUACAAGACUCUGGUUACAAGACCACCAGAAUAAGUGUCUAUAUUGGAGCAGGGAUCACUGCUGGGCUGGCUCUGGUUCUUAUCUUUGGUGCUUUAAUUCUCAAAUGGUAUUCUCAUAGGAAAGAGAAGUUACAGAAUUCCAGCCUCGUCACUUUGGCCAACCUCCCUCCUCCCUCAGGGUUAGAAAAUACAGUAGCAGAGGGGAUGCGCUCAAGGGAAAACAUCUAUACAAUUGAGGAGAACCUAUAUGAACUGGAGGACCCAUAUGCGGAUUACUGCUAUGUCAUUAGUGGGUAGCAAGCCUGACAACUCCGGGUCUUCACCCUUCUAUGCCAUCAGACCCAGCUUCAUUCGGGAGCUUGUAUUGUCUUCUUUGAAAGCUAUCAGAUGUGUCAGCUGAUUGACUUUAAGGUUCUGCCUGUGGCUACCCAGCAUUCUUUAUCCAGUUUCUGAGGAUAAGCUCACAAAAGGAUUGAACCAUCAUCUACCCAGUACUCAGACUUGUUACUACCUUACCUCUGCAUUCCAGCCAACAGGUUACUCAACUCAGAGACUGCUAAUCAGGGCAUUAGAACUCAAAUGAGCUUCUCUGUGAAGUAGGAAUUCUUAAUGUGGCGACUCCUGAAUUCCAGGAUUUUCAGUCCCAUGAUGUGUCCACGAAGCUCCUGAGAAGGUGGGGCGAGGGUGGAGGGGAAUUACGUGCUGAGCUAUAUGCAUGCCUUUUUGGGUACAGAAAGUCUAAAGGGGCCACUGAUUUCAAAGAGAAAGUUGACUCAUAAAAGGUGAAGAAACUCCUGGAGUAGACCAAAUGGCCUUGAAGGUUUCCUUUGAGUCUCAACGUUCAAGCUUCUUUGAAUGAAGGCUCUCCUACAGAUACCAACUUACACUCUCCUUCUCCAGUGAAGAAGCCGGCUCAGCAAGCCGUGGUGUGGCAGGAGCUCCUGGGGAAAAAGGAAGUGCACUCAUGGGUGUUGUCAAGUUCUGCUUGGGGAGAACUCAAAGGGAAACAUCUCUGACCAACUUCUCCAUUCAAGGAGAGAACCGGGGACAUGUUUUUCACAGAAAAAGAAGCAGUGACUGGGAUGCCUAUUCCGUUUCCCGGUGGAAGGAAGACGAAGGGCUGCAGCAAUCUGUACUAGUCAGCCUCAGAUCCCUUGGAGGGAAGACAGUGGUCCCUAAGCUUCCAUUCCAAGACUGUGCAGACUAGCUCUGCCUUCCUUAUUUGUUGACUCUGCUCUCACACAUAAUAGAAAUUCAUUAGGUAUCUUUGGAGUGAAAACAUUAAAUAUGCAGAAAGGUAGCUUUCUGGAAAGCCCUUCCAUUGGGGCACUCAGACAGAGCUCUGCCACCUCACUUCUUGGAGAACUCACAGACCCUAAGCUCCAUCGGUGCUCCUAUGUAGGCAGAAGUGGCUGUUUUCAGACAGUGACAAUAUGCACCUCACUGUCUGAAAACUGCCCCUCCCUCGGUGAUGACCAACCUGCUGCUGUGCUGCAUUCCAUGGAUGCUAGUCACCUGGAGGGAAGCGACUUCAGAAGACACGUAGACCACAUCAAUGGUUCCCUCCAAAGGAGAUUCUUACCCACAGAAAUCUUUAAACAAGGGUAUAUAUAUAUAUAUAUACGAUGAUAGUUGCAAUGAUGUUUGCAAAACUUUUUCAUUGAUAGUGGAAUAGUUGAUUAUUGUUGUCCAUCAGCACACUGAGGCAAGUAAGAAGAAUUAGGUGGUUUCAUUGUUGAGCUGUUUUGCUAAUUUAACAAAUAUUUAUUAGUGCCUACUAUGUGCCAGGUAAUCUGAUGCUAAGACCAGAGAGAGAGACCAAAUAGACACAUCCCUGACCCCAUGGAACUUCUAGUUUGACAGGCAGGAGAAUUUGUUCUAUCCAUUCACUGUUAACAUUUACUGGCAUCAACUUUGUCAGGCACUGUUUUAGUCCCUAGGAAUACAACAGUGAUGAAACCCUUAAUCUGACAAAGUUUAUGUUACUUGUCAGAGGGAAAUGCUAUAUUGCUAAAUCAAAAGAAAAAAAAAAGUUCUAGAAUAAUAUAUACAAUUGAUGCAUAAUUUUUUUAAUCUUUAAAAAAUCUGGAAGAAUAUACCCAAGUUAAUAUGGUUACCACACAAGGGCAAAUAGUUAAGAGAUAGACUCAGCCUGGCCAGUGGUGCUCAGUGGUUAAGCGUUGACCUAUGAACCAGGAGGUCAUGAUUUGAUUCACUAUUGGGGCACAUGCCUGGUUUGCAAGCUCGAUCCCCAGUGUGGGGCGUGCAGGAGGCAGCUGAUCAAUGAUUCUCUCUCAUCAUUGAUGUUUCUAUCUAUCCCUCUCCAUUCUUCUCUGAAAUCAAUAAAUAUAUAUUUUUUAAAAAAGAUAGACUUUCACCUUUUUUUUUACAUGCUUCUGUGUUUGAUGAUCUCCAUUUUUCUCAUAAUAGAAUGGUAAGAUUUAAGCAUUGUAGCAGUGAUUUCCUGUCUGCCCUCCACUUCAUAGAAAGAAAUGAAGACUGGGACAGGUUAACUUAAAGAGCAAGUCUGGCAGUGAGCUAGGACUGGGACCCUGGUUUUCAGAGUAGGAUUUACUUUCCAUCAGUUAUUUGGAAUGGGACAGAUGGCAGAAAGGGGAACGAAAAGCUCUUGCCAGUGCCCUGGAGAUGAUAAGUGGUAACUUAAUCACAGUGUAAUAAUAUAUUUUAUUGAUUUUCUACAGAGAGGAAGGGAGAAGGAUAGAGAGUUAGAAACAUCGAUGAGAGAGAAACAUCGAUUUGGCUGCCUCCUGCACACUCCCUACUGGGGAUGUGCCCGCAACCCAGGUACAUGCCCUUGACCGGAAUUGAACCUGGGACCCUGUAGUCCACAGGCCGAUGCUCUAUCCACUGAGCCAAACCUGCUAGGGCUCAGCAUACAUUUUAAGUAAUUGUUACUAGCACAGGCUUUUCCACUUGGUGCCCAGGUUCUACAGAGGUUUUAGUUUGGGAGAGUUACAGAGUCCUUUAGCAAAUGACCCUAACACUAUCUGGCUAAAAGCACAAUGCUAUUAAGUCUCUUUGACUCAGCCAACUUCCCUAAAACGGAUGUGAAAGAAGUGUCUGACAAUCAUGUAGCAAUGCAACAAGGCACACUGGUUACAUAUGAAAGUGUUCAUUCAAAAGCAAAUAUGCGAUGAUGUCAUCUAUUAACAUAAGAAACAUUCAAACCUAUAAAGAAUUUUUGUGAGUUUAUUUUGAGCCAAACUGUCGACAAUUGCCGGAAAGCAGAAUCUCAACGGAUUGGGAUAAUCCGCAGAAUGGCAGAUUUUCACCUUGUUUUAUACUCUACAGUCAAAGGAGGAGAUGUAAGUGGGUUACAAUGAAAUCCAUUGGUGAUAGAUUAGGGAGGUGGGAGAAAGCAAAGCGGGGAAACCUCUGGGAUUGGAUAAAAAGUAAAAUGAUAUUUAUCAGUAAGAAUGUAUGCACCCCUAUGUUCAUAGUAGCACAGUUUACAACAGCUAAGAUCUAGAAACAGCCCAAGUGCCCAUCAGUAGAUGAGUGGGUAAAAAGCUUUGGUACGUUUAUACCUGGAAUACUAUGCAGCAGUAAAAAAGAAUAUGUUACCCGUUGAGACAGCAUGGAGGGACCUGGAGAGUAUCAUGCUAAGUGAAAUACAUCAGUCAGAGAAAGACACCUAUCACAUGAUCUCAAUCAUAUUUGAAAUCUAAGUAACAAAAUAAACUGAUGAACAGGGAGGAUCCAGAGACAUGAAAGCAUGGAACAGAGUAUGGAAUCUUCGGAGAG